This is a messenger RNA of Bolinopsis microptera, 792 nucleotides long. RefSeq lists its product as uncharacterized. Gene Ontology annotation, molecular function: calcium ion binding. NCBI's taxonomy places the organism in Eukaryota, Metazoa, Ctenophora, Tentaculata, Lobata, Bolinopsidae. The record is from RefSeq and is a predicted model, not a curated record. The transcript is spliced from 5 exons. The coding region runs from base 31 to 531 and encodes 166 amino acids.
AUACUUAUAGCAGGAGUAGUGUAAUGCAAUAUGGUAGAUGAUAAUGAGCUAGAAGUUAGUCCGCUCACUGACGAGGAGCUCCGAGAUUUAAAAGGAUUAUUCGUAAAGUUUGACUCUGAUGGAAAUGGGGAGCUGGAUGUAGACGAGAUGAAAUUGCUGAUAGAUCAGUUGAAGAUAGUUGCCACAACAGACGAUUUAAAGAUAAUGUAUAACGAGUUGGAUUUAGAUGGGAGUGGAACUAUCGACUGCGCCGAAAUGUUGGGUACCAUCGAAAACUACCUGCGUGAAGUGUACUCGUCCACAGAACUGAGCGAAUCCUUUACCCAGCUAUGCAGCUGCGUUGUUGAGAACGAGGAGGGUGACGAAGAAGGAGAUGAACUCAUUACCGCUAAAGACCUUGCUAAUGCGAUGUGUCUGGCGGGUGUGUACAUGACAGAGGAAGAGGUGACUAACUUGUUAGAUGAGGUAGACGAAUCAGGAGACGGUACAAUCGACUUUACUGAGUUUAGAAAUACUCUUCUAAUGCUGUAAACAGAAGAUUCGAUCGGAUAAUCUUCACAACCACUGAGACUUGACUCAGAGAAUCAACUAUUUCAUCAUUUAUAGUGAUUGAUUGAUCACCGCACAGAAAUACAGUAACCUAAACAGAAAAAGCUGAACGGCCCUAUUAAGCUAUUAAUGUCCGCGUGACCACCUCACUUGGCUGAUUUAGACUUAGACCUAAUAGAAUCGGCUGAAAAAUUGUUAUAUUAACUCGGGUGAUCAUUCAGAUUAUUUAUUUUUGCUAACUUU